AUGGAUUCCACCCUCAUCAUUCUCUGGGUGUUUACCUGGGUGACACUCGGGUUGAUUGUCCUUCGGCUCCUUGUGCGAAAGUUGAAAGGAUUACAGUUCGUUCUGGGCGAUUAUUUCUCAAUGGGAGCGAUUCUCUGCGCGCUCGUACGCCUCGCCUUGGUCCAUGUUAUUCUCAUCUGGGGAACUAACAAUAUGGCUACCACGUUCAGACACACACACCAUUUCACCCCUGAGGAGAUCCGUCGCAGAGAAAUCGCGAGCAAGUUCGUGCUCAUUAAUCGAGUGUUCUAUAAUUCCUAUCUCUGGUUGCAAAAGCUGGUUUUGCUUGAUACCUACCGCAGACUGCACACGCACCUUCGCUGGGAGAAGGUCACGAUGAUCGCAUAUAUCGGCAUAUUCGCAGCGACGUAUGUAACUGUACAGAUCGUGACUUUCACGGAGUGCGAUCCAUUCAACCAUUACUGGAUCGUGUUGCCGGAUCCUGGCACAUGCUGCCAGGCACAGCUCCAGUUGAUCGUCCUCGGGGUCCUCAAUAUCAUUACAGACAUUAUGCUUAUCGCUAUGCCGAUUCCUGUUCUGGUUCUGGUUAAACGAUCCACUGUUGAAAAAUUCCAGCUGGCAGCCCUCUUCACUGUCGGCCUCUUCAUCGUCGCCAUCACCAUCGCUAGACUACCCCAAAACGCCAAAAAUUCCACCGUUCAAGUGAACAGAACGACUUGGGCGUCGAUUGAGUUACUUGCCGCCGCUGUCGUCGCCAAUGCACCCGUCCUGUACGGACUCUUCAAGGGACAAAGGCAAAAGUCCAAGUACGCUGCAUCGGGAACCGGAUCAGCUGGGCAGUCAUUACCGGGACUUCAACAGAGGUUAGCAAAUGAGUCUGAAUUCGAACUGCAAGGGACCCAUCACAGUAAUAGAGGGUCUGGACUCGGCUCCAAGAUAUCGUCCAGGAAUUAUUUGGAGAUUGACGGCGAAAGUUGUCGGUCGUUGGCUCGAACCUCGGGAAAGUAG
Molecule: messenger RNA, 1008 nt
Organism: Penicillium canariense
Lineage: Eukaryota; Fungi; Ascomycota; Eurotiomycetes; Eurotiales; Aspergillaceae
Exons: 5
Coding region: 1-1008 (335 amino acids)
Source: RefSeq, a predicted model, not a curated record